ACCACAGCCAACGUCAUUUGCACACAAGAGGACACAUACGACGAUAAUGUGUGCAAUAGUGGCUCCGUGCGCGGUUUCCACUGGCCUGCGAUAGUAUCCAGAUGUCUCACUUCGCUCAGAGAUGCGCGUUAAUGAUCUUCAAUCAAGCCGGCGAUGUGGAUGCUGUGGAGGAAUCUGCUGUUGCGCAAAAGGAGUCUCCAUUCCUGCAGCUCCGAGAGUGGAAACUGGAUAUGUAUACAGCUCCGGAAGGUGGAACGCGUCGUGGAUGGAAGUUGGUGAUUCUCCACUAUUAAACUCAGUAAAAGCCCCAUAAAUGCUCUUUCUCCGCGCGUCUUUUCGGCUUUCUUUCCCCCGAGAGAGCCAUCCAAAAGCGCAGAGAUGGCAGCAGUGUCCAAUAAUAUGGUGUUCUCUGACGUGGAAAGUUUCCUGGACGCGCAUCCCGAGUUAUUCGAGGACUACCUGAACCGAAAGGGGAAUUAUGGCAUGGUGGAGAAAUGGCUCAAGAAGAACCACCACCACCACCAGACGAGCAAAAGCGCACCGGCGGCACCGGCGGCACCGGCGGCCGCUCCGGCCGAGAAGGGCCACGCGUGCACGGACAGCUGGGCGAGCAGACGCGACGGCCCGCAGCGCAGAGCGUCUCAGAAGGAGCUGCGUAAAACUUUCGCCAGAUCCAAGGCCAUCAACGCGAACAGGACCUACGACGAGCAGGUGAACUCUCGGGCGCAGGAGCCGCUGACCAGCAUGAGGAGGAGAGCCCUGCUGAGGAAAGCCAGCUCCCUGCCGCCCACCACGGCGCACAUCCUCAGUGCGCUGCUGGAGUCCCGGGUCAACAUCCCGCAGUACCCGUCCACCGCCGUGGACUUCAAGUACUACCUGAAGGCGCACAACGAGAGGGAGUUCUUCCUGGAGCUGGUGAAGGACAUCUCCAACGACCUGGACCUGACCAGUCUCAGCUACAAGAUCCUGGUGUUCGUCUGCAUCAUGGUGGACGCGGACCGGUGCUCCCUGUUUCUGGUGGAGGGAACCGGCAACAAGAAGACGCUGGUGUCCAAGUUCUUCGACGUGCACGCCGGCACCACGGUGCUGCCCUCCAUGAACUCGGAUGAAGUUCAGGUGCCGUGGGGGAAAGGGAUCAUUGGAUAUGUGUGUGAACACGGAGAGACGGUGAACAUCCCCGACGCCUAUCAGGAUCGUAGGUUCAGUGAUGAAAUCGACAAGCUGACCGGCUACAAAACCAAGUCCCUGUUGUGCAUGCCCAUCCACAACAGUGACGGGGAGAUCAUCGGAGUCGCCCAGGCCAUCAACAAGAACUCGAGUGGGGAGCUGUUCACUGAUGACGAUGAGAAGGUGCUGCAGAUGUACCUGCCCUUUUGUGGCAUUGCGAUCUCCAACGCUCAACUCUUUGCUGCUUCGAGGAAGGAGUACGACAGGAGUCGGGCACUUUUGGAGGUCGUCAAUGACCUUUUCGAAGAACAAACUGAUCUGGAGAAGAUUGUCAGGAAGAUCAUGCACCGUGCCCAGACGCUCCUUAAGUGCGAGCGGUGCUCCGUUCAAUUGCUGGAGGACAUUGAAUCACCGGUGGUCAAGUUUACCAAGUCAUUUGAGCUACUGUCACCAAAGUGCAGUGCCGACACUGACAGCAGUUUCAAAGACAGCAUGGAGAAAUCGUCUUACUCGGACUGGCUCAUCAACAACAGCAUUGCAGAGCUGGUGGCCUCCACGGGACUCCCUGUGAACAUCAGUGACGCCUACCAGGAUCCCCGCUUCGAUGCUGAGGCAGACCAGUUCUCUGAUUUCCACAUCCGGUCCGUGCUUUGUGUCCCCAUCUGGAACUGCAACCACCAAAUCAUCGGUGUGGCUCAAGUGCUGAACAGGCUUGAUGGGAAACCCUUUGAUGAUGCAGAUCAGCGUCUCUUUGAGGCGUUUGUGAUCUUUUGUGGACUGGGCAUCAACAACACCAUCAUGUACGACCAGGUGAAAAAGUCUUGGGCCAAGCAGUCUGUGGCUUUGGAUGUUUUGUCUUACCACGCCACUUGCUCCAAGACAGAAGUUGACAAAUUCAAGGCUGCGAACAUUCCUCUGGUCUGUGAGCUGGGCAUCGAUAAGCUCUCCUUUGAUGAUUUCUCCCUUGACGUUGACGCCAUGGUAACAGCAGCCCUGAGAAUGUUCAUGGAGUUAGGAAUGGUGCAGAAAUUCAAGAUCGACUAUGAGACACUAUGCAGAUGGCUGCUGACUGUCAGAAAAAACUACAGAAUGGUCCUCUACCACAACUGGAGACACGCUUUCAACGUCUGCCAGUGCAUGUUUGCCAUGCUCACGACGGCGGGCUUCCAGGAGAUGCUGACGGAGGUGGAGAUCUUAGCGCUUAUAGUCGGUUGCGUGUGCCACGACCUGGAUCACAGGGGCACCAACAAUGCUUUUCAGGCCAAGACGGGUUCAGCGCUCGCGCUGCUUUAUGGGACCUCUGCUACGCUGGAGCACCACCACUUCAACCAUGCUGUUAUGAUCCUGCAGAGCGAGGGUCACAACAUCUUCUCUAACCUGUCGUCCACAGAGUACAGCGACCUGAUGCAGCUGCUGAAACAGUCAAUACUGGCCACAGACCUCACGCUUUACUUUGAAAAUAGAAACACAUUUUUUGAGCUGGUCAGCAAAGGAGAAUACAACUGGAACGUGAAGGCUCACAGAGACAUGUGCAGGUCCAUGAUGAUGACAGCGUGUGAUCUUGGUGCUGUCACAAAGCCCUGGGAUAUAUCACGCAAGGUUGCAGAGUUGGUGACGAGCGAGUUCUUCGAGCAGGGCGACAGGGAGAGACUGGAGCUGAAGCUCACGCCCUCUGCCAUCUUCGACCGCAACAGGAAGGACGAGCUGCCAGGGCUCCAGCUGGAGUGGAUUGAUGGGAUCUGCGCGCCGCUCUAUGAGACUCUGGUGAAGUUGACUCCUAAACUUCAGCCGAUGCUCGACAUGAUCGAGGCAAACAGGGAAAGAUGGGGAGAGCUGAACAAGCAGAGACAGUGUGGGCCGAGCUCCUCUGCACCGGCGAGUCCAUGCAGCGUCGACGGCACGGCGACCGGCGGCUGCACCGGGGCCAUGACCGGCGGCUCACCCUGCUGCGGCGCCAAAGCCGACGGCACGCCGUCCAAAGCAGCUAGUUAGUUCCCGCCGGCGAGCCGGUGUCCUACAUCUUUUGUCUCCUGACAGGAAGUCUGCAGCAGAGGCCGCGCAGUGCAUGCAGAGGUUCUUGGGCUCUGCUCCUCUUCGCUUUUGCAACUUGGGAUGAGCUUUAGACUUGAGUGUGGCGCUAUCGUAGAGGUUUCCCUGCUCCCUUCAGAUUCCUCUUGCUGACGGAUGAUAGAUAUAUGUUUGGCAAGCCUUUUUUUUUUUUUUUGGAGAAGCUCAAAAUGAGCUGAUGACACCACGUCAGGAAGUAAACUCAACCAAACCCAGACAGAGAUGGAGUUGUUUUUGCUCUCGGCGGUGUCUUCUCGUCGUCCGAGGGUAACAGAGACGUUUUUGUACAUCUGUAAAUACGCUUUUCAGUUUACAAGUGCUGUUUUAAAAAGAAAAAAAACUGUAUACAUUGGAUGGGAAUAUUGUGUGGCCGUGGGGUUCCGGAAUAAUGACGGGGUGCAGUAGACGGCAGGACCUGUGACAGUGCUUGCAAUGCAAAUUGAAUUCUUCACUCCCUCCCUUCCUGUGCCUUGUUUAAAGAUCCUAAUGAAAAAUGCAUGGUCUCGUCACGGGGGUUGUUGAUAGUAUGGAAAUCUAUGUUGAUCCAUGCUGUUUUUCUGCCAUAAUUUAUAAACCAAUGACUGCAGUUAUCUCUUGACCCCUUGUUACCCACAAAAAUUAACAUCAUUUACAUACGAGAAUAUAUUUUGCCCAGUUUUAUAAAGGCAGGCUUUCACUGGUCUCUCUCACACUCUCACACACAAUGUGCCUUGAGGAAGUUGUUCUGGUAUUAUGUUAAAAUCCUGCAGGACAAGAACUCAGCUCGACUGAUUUACGCCUGACAGCUAAACUAAGUUCACAAACAUUUGUUCACUUCUUCGCCGAUGAUGGAAAGUGAUUAUUUGGUAAAUAAAAGGCCACGGCGUGUAAACAGUCAGCUUCGUUUCAUAUUAGGAUUACAGUGUACAUUAUUUCACCCAGUUCUGUUUGGAUGUUACAAAAGAACCCGUCUAAUUAAACAAAAAGAGAAUCCAAGCCAGUCGCCGCUGCAAAACAUUACUUUUUUUUAACGUCUCUUCAAAACACCAAUACAUAAUAAAUACGUUGUUUUAAUGUUUCUCCUCAAAUCUCCAGACAAAAUGCGCAAAUGCAUGCUUCAUCACUCAUCAAAUAGUUUCAAUCAGGAUAUUUUAGUGUGUGGAGAGGAAUAAAAGGCAGUUAAUCUCUCUGGAGAGCUAGAAGUUGUUGAAACACAGUUGUGUUUUUUUUCACUUUGUUUCAUCCCAAGCAGCAAGAGUUGACUUCUUUCUGAGAACCUGCAAGAAAUUUGUCAUUUCAAUUGAUGUCUCAUCAAGUUUAGGUAUCAAAAUGAUAACUUACAUCAGGAAAGAAGACCUGGUUUUUGGUUAAAGGCAGCCGUUCAGAACCCUCCCUGACGGAGUCUCAGUAUGGAAACAGAAGUGGGAAUAAGCUCUUCUGGCUCACAAUUACUUAAGUGGUUUCCAAAAAUAUAUGAAUAUCCUGAUGAACAGUGAAGAAGAAGAAAAAAAAAGUUUUUUCCAAAUUUUGCAAAUUUGCUAAAUUAAAAGUUCACCUGGUCCUCACCGAGUCUUUUAAAAAGCACCAUUGCAACCUUACGUGAAUGAACACGUAACACUGUGUCAUUAUUUAUCAAUGGAAAGUACACUAAGAUAAAGAAAGCAGACAGGUGAAGGUAAUAAAAUGUACUCGAUCUAUUGACCAUAAGUUAUUGUAACCAUCUCUGUAAAGCAGAAUGCCAAGGAGGGAAGAUAUCAGCCAUAAUCUUAGAGAAGCUGCUGUAUCUGGAGUUUGACCUUCUGCGAACCUCCAAACAAGUUCAAACCAAGUUCAGACCAUGAAAUUGUCUAAAAAGUGGCAACAAACUCAAGAGCUCCAUCUAAGAUUCUGCACAGCCAAGUUCACAUGUUCAGUGUAAGAAAAGGAUUUGGAUGUCAUCCGUUGCUCAACCAAAGCUUGGCUGAAGUACGGUUGUGGAACAGGAACACAGGAGCCAAAGCACACGACAAAUCUGAAUCUGACAUGCAGCAAAAGCAAGGAUGAAUGUGUUGCAAUGACUCAAAGCAGAUGAAAUCCUGCAGCAGGAGUUUGAGGGAGGUGCGUAUUGAUGAAUGCCUGCAAACGGCAAUGGACAGAGGCAACUCUAGUGUUGCAUCAGUUAUCUUCUGUAAAGAAGAAGUGUAGAAGAAAGAAGACUUCGAUACAAUGGUGGGAGAGACUGAGAAUUUAGUCCGGAAAGUCAUGACUUCAUCCAUUCACCUUCUAAUGUGUAUGUGAGGUCGGGUCGUGGGGGGCAGUAGCCUCAGCAGGGAGGCCCAGAUCUCACCUGGUGGCACCCAAGGGCGUUCCCAGGCCACCUGAGAGAUAGUCAGUCUAGUGCAGGGGUCGGCAACCCAAAAUGUUGAAAGAGCCAUAUUGGACCAAAAACACAAAAAAAACAAAUAUGUCUGGAGCCGCAAAAAAUGAAAAGUCUUGUAUCAGCCUUAGAAUGAAGGAAAGCAG
Cololabis saira (Pacific saury) is the source of this 5715-nucleotide messenger RNA. It is a transcript of the gene pde11a, whose product is annotated as phosphodiesterase 11a. The transcript is spliced from 20 exons. Gene Ontology annotation, biological process: signal transduction. The record is from RefSeq and is a predicted model, not a curated record. NCBI's taxonomy places the organism in Eukaryota, Metazoa, Chordata, Actinopteri, Beloniformes, Belonidae. Gene Ontology annotation, molecular function: 3',5'-cyclic-nucleotide phosphodiesterase activity; protein binding. Bases 379 to 3159 code for a protein of 926 amino acids.